Molecule: messenger RNA, 657 nt
Organism: Parnassius mnemosyne (clouded apollo)
Lineage: Eukaryota; Metazoa; Arthropoda; Insecta; Lepidoptera; Papilionidae
Source: the annotation of a GenBank genome assembly
AUGGCAAAAACCGCCGAAGCACCAAAAACUCGCAAGCCAUAUGAAGAAAUUGGCGCAAUAUUCAAUGGAAAUGAGGUUAAAAUAAGAGUACCAAAAAGCACUUCAAAACCACCGAAAUUAACACCGUCUCAACUCAAGUUGCAGCAGCAAUGCACGUGUGAUGAUGGCCGCUCUAUCUGCUCGGAGACUUGCGGCUUUCCAGGUCAGGAAGCGGAGACUUGCGGCUAUGAAGGUCGACGAGGCAACAUGCUUAAUGUUCAAGUUCCUGACGAUAUCUGUGAGGCACUAACCAAUCGGACGGCACUCAACUCCGAGCUCGUAUACAACAUGAGAGAGGGUCAUGACAAUCUAUGUAAAGUAUGCAAUGUUACACCCAAGGACGCUCCUAAGGGUGUUCAGGCACAGAAGGUGCUACAUCCUGACAAGGACGUAUUUAUUCUAAAAAUUGGGAAGCAGACUGAUGAACCUAACCGCACUGGAAAUAUAGAAGUAGAAUUGGUGACUCCUCGUGCACCGGGAAAAGCAAUGCCUGCCACCCACUGCUGUAAACAAAUACAAUGUGAGGAAGAGGACAUUCCAUUUUGCAUGCCGUGCAGGACUUGUCGCGUUCCUGUACGAAGGAAGAGAAAGAUCAGGCGUGCUCAAUAUUGCACAUAA